GGAAAUCCAGUGAGAUCUCGCGCAAGGAAGCCAGCCCGGCGCGCCAAAUUUCAAAGAACUUCCUGGGAAAAAGAACGCGAAAACUAGCCAAGUAGCCACCUUGCCAGCUAAGCCACCCAUCGAACAAAAUUAAGAAAAAAUAUAGCUAUAGAAUGAGCUGAUGCAUUUCGUGCAUUUUGAGUAAGGGUGCGUGCACAUGAGUACAUUCUGCUGCACCGAGGUAAUUUAUCGGGAGCAAAAAAUAAUUGGUUUCUUGUCAUUUUGCUCGCUAGCUAAAGAAGAUAGCUAUAUGCACAAGCUUGUGGGAACCUGCUUUUGUUUUCGAAGAAAAUGAUCAACUUUGAAGCUCCGUUCUGAAAUCUUCCAAUCCUAUCCAAGCUGUGCAUCACCUUAUAUAGUGUGCCAAUUUAGGGUUGUUAUGUCUAGGUGCUCUAAGCAAAUUGAGCAGAACUGAUUGAGCAGAUAGUGUAUUUAAUAUAUUGUGUAGUUUAGUCUCACUCAUCUGCUGUUAAGCCUUUGUUGGACAUAGCAGUAUAUAUUCAGACUAUUGGGAUAUAGUAAUAAAACUGUGAGUGCAAGACUAGAUUACUUUGGCUAGUUUAGUGUGAAGCAGAAAAGGAGCCUGGUUCAGUCAGUUGAGUUUGGGUCGGGUGCGGUUCUGGAGCGGCCAUGCUUUCGAAAGUCCAGCCCUGCUUCCAGCUUCUGAGGAUAGGCUCCUCCUCCCCGGCCACGGACGCGGCGCGGGACCUGUACACGUUCCGGCCGGCCCUGAGCCACUCGCUGUUCCGCCUGGGGCGCACGGUGGAGCUGUGCGACGUGGUGCUGCAGUCCGCCUCCAUCUCCAGGAUCCACGCCGAGCUGCACGCCGAGAGGGAGGAGGCCGAGGAGGCCAAGGAGGAGGGGUGGAGGGUGCUCAUCAAGGACCGCAGCAGCCACGGCACAUGGGUGAAUGAAAUUCGCCUGCAACCAGGUGUCCAGUGGGAGCUCUCCGAUGGCGACACACUCACGUUUGGUGGGCAGUCUGAAGGAGGAAGCCCCGAGUUUUACUUCCUCUUCCAGAAAGUUCUGGUUCGACCCUCUGACUUUGAUGCCAUCACUGUCCCAAAGGCAAGCUCGUUCUCCUCCGACCUUCAGAACCGAAUCAGGACCAGCCUGGACCCCAAGACGGAACCAAAUUUAGAUCUCUCCCCCCUGUCCAUAAACAAGGCAACUGUCAUAUUGAACUCUAUCGGAAGCCUGAGCAAAAUGAACGGGAGCUGUUGGACUUUCAAGAGGACAGACAAAAACAAUACGCACCAAAAUUCCGCCUCCUCUCCGACCUUCCGGUCCAUAAUCCCUCCCUCCACCCCACCAUCCUUUCCCUCCGCCACCUCGGUCUCCGCGUCGAUGUCCGUGCCCCCCUCCUCCAAAAGCAGGCGGAAGUCCGCUCACACGGUCCUGCUGGAGGACGACAGCUCGGACGAAAUGCACAAAAACGGAGAGGCGGAAGACCGGCGGAGGAAGAAGGGGAGGAAGCGGAGGCGCCUCUGCAGGUCCGAGUCGGAGGCCUUCCAGGCCUGGGGGCCCAAGGCGGAGCAGGCCGCCGGCAGGCAGGCCGCGCGCGGGCAGUUCGACCUGAAGCCGGAGCCGAGCCGCGGCGCCCCGUGCUCCGCCCUGCGGGUGAGCGCCAAGCCCGGCCACGUGUUCGCCGUCUCCGCCCAGAGGCAGGGGUUCCGGUGGAACCUGAAGGUGGGCCCGGACGUCAGGGCCCCCCCGCCACUGCCACACUCCGCCAGGAAAGCGCUUCCCCUGUCCUCCCGAGGGAGGAGGAGGGCCCACAGCUCCCCCGUCUACUCCUCCAUGGUGGUGGGGGGGGAGAACUACACGCUGGUCUCCCCGUCCCUGAGGCUGUAUGAGGGAGACGGGGACAGGGAGAGGGGGGAGUUCACUCGAUUGCGCAUCAAUAGUGGUAAACGUCGGGGCAGGCCAAGAAAGCACCCGCUCCCUCAGCCGCCCACGUGCUCCCCUUCGUCGUCCUCAUCCUCGUCCUCCUCUUCCUCCUCCUCCUCCUCCUCGUCGUCCUCCUCCUCCUCCGAGGACGAGAGGGUGCGGGGGGAGGAGCCCUGCGCCUCGGCCCGCUGCCGCCUGCCCCAGCAGGAGACGGUGCAGUGGAUCCAGUGCGACGACUGUGACGCCUGGUACCACGUGGACUGCAUCGAGCGCGCCCAGGGGUCCCGUGCGAUCGACACCAGCGCGGACUUCCACUGCGGCUGCCGGUGAGAGAACCCCGCGCGCGGGUCGGACAUUCCACAUCGCCACCUCCGCCGAACAGAAGCCGGAACAUCACACCAUCUGCUUACAGCACAAUGCAGUUUGCCCAAUCCAUACCGAACGGAAUCCCAAUGGUUGUUCCGAUUGUACAUGCUUCAGCGACUGUUUCUUUCGAAUCCUUGAUAAUAGGACGUUGCCCGGGUGAUUGUUGGGGCUGGAGCCCAUUCUCUGUCCUGUGCUUGAAACGGAUACAAGACUGUCUCCUGACAGAUUGCCGCUUGCAGGUGCCAAGCAAGAGACAGGGACCAAGUGCCAUUUCUGAAAUUUCAUUUGAGGCUCUGGUCCUUAUCUGACUGUGUGCGAUGUGCGCAUUGGCAGUCUGAGCACAGGGACUGGGAGCCGUUUCAGCAAAGCGUGGCUGUCGGACAGCCUGUUGCUGUGCCUAGCGCACGCAGGAGAUUUCGCGCGUCUGUGAAAACACCUUACAGAGCAGUGCCUUUCCUGACUUUUUAUAAAUGUGUUUGAUGGUGUUGAUUAUCUAAUGCUCAGACUGUUAUGACAAAACAAUAGGUGGACAAUCCAGGUUCAGUAAGUAGAAGUACCCCCCAGUAUUUUGUUCCCUGGAUUUGCUAAUUAGCACAAUUCUUCAGCCCAGAGAGAUAAUUAAUUAGUGAAAUAAGCUGGCUGAAUUCAUGGGUGGGAGAAAGGCACUGUAGGAUUUUUACUUUCUGACCCCUGGACUUUCCACCUCUCCCAAUAAUUAGUCCUUCAAAAUGCAGUAGAGAGUUAGUUAUGGCUCAAAUGUAACCACCAGCGAAUGAUCUGGGAUUGGCUUAAUUGGUACCAGAGAUCUCAUCCGAACCCAUAUCCAUUUUGUGGAAAAGAGGGAUGCUGAUCUGCCAUCAGUGUAGCACCUGUCUCCACCAUUUGUAACCUAAGAGAAUACCAGGGGUGCUGGGAGAUGUCUGAUUUCCAGCACAGGCAAUCAUUUUCGGGCACUAUGGGUUGAUUUUCUUGGUGGUUUAAAAAAAAAAAAAAGAAAAAAAGAUGCUGAUCAGAGCUUCAUUUUUACUGUGGAAUUUGGUGAAGCGAGAUUUUGUAUUAUAACUACUUCAAAUGACCUGUGCUCUCCCUUUCUAAUGCUGUAUUUAAUAUAUAUCCAUGUCCAACGAGCAUAUCGAUAGAUGUUAGUUGGUAUAUAUAAAUUUGAAUAUGAGUGUUCACUUCGAUUUGAGGGAUCCGCCAACAAGAGUGUAAUCUGUGAUUUCUGCUCAUAAUGUUUUGGCUAUCAUGGAAAAAUAAACAUAUUGAAAGACA
Molecule: messenger RNA, 3567 nt
Organism: Anguilla rostrata (American eel)
Lineage: Eukaryota; Metazoa; Chordata; Actinopteri; Anguilliformes; Anguillidae
Gene: tcf19l
Product: transcription factor 19 (SC1), like
Exons: 4
Coding region: 670-2259 (529 amino acids)
Biological process (GO): regulation of gene expression
Cellular component (GO): nucleus
Molecular function (GO): protein binding
Source: RefSeq, a predicted model, not a curated record